Molecule: messenger RNA, 12096 nt
Organism: Symphalangus syndactylus (siamang)
Lineage: Eukaryota; Metazoa; Chordata; Mammalia; Primates; Hylobatidae
Gene: PIGBOS1
Product: PIGB opposite strand 1
Biological process (GO): viral process
Source: RefSeq, a predicted model, not a curated record
GCUCGGAAGCCCGGAAGUGACCGGAACUGGCAACUUCGUCACUCCCACCCGACGUGGUGACCCGCCUACCGUUUCCUUUCGCCGUUUCCGAGCCGAGGGAUCGCUACUCGCCUUUGGCUUGGCGGUCUCUGUGCUCGGGGGUCCGAAAACUGCCGGAAGGAGCCCGGUCUCUGGAGGGGAGCGGGCGGUAGCGAGUUUAGCGACGUGGAGCAGGCGCAGAACAGUCGGAGGUGCCUGAGUGGUUAUUAAAAACGGUAACGGUAAUUAUAGACGUCAGUGUUGGUGUUAACAUUUCAGAUUUGAAGAGAUUUCCUGGGUGUGGAGUGUAACUUUCCAAAACCACCUUUUCCUUGAGCUUUAUUUGUUGCAGCAAUGUUUAGGAGAUUGACUUUUGCACAACUGCUUUUUGCCACUAUCCUUGGAAUUGCUGGAGGAGUAUAUAUUUUUCAACCAAUAUUUGAACAGUAUGCCAAAGAUCAGAAGGAAUUAAAAGAAAAGGUGCAGCUGAUACAAGAAUCAGAAGAGAAGAAAAGUUAAUACUACAUGGAGUUAGGCCGGGCGCAGUGGCUCACGCCUGUAAUCCCAGCACUUUGGGAGGCCAAGGCGGGUGGAUCACAAGGUCAGGAGUUCGAGACCAGCCUGAACAACAUGGUGAAACCCUGUCUCUACUAAAAAUACAAAAAUCAGCCAGGCUUGGUGGCGUGCGCCUGUAAUCCCAGCUACUCGGGAGGCUGAGGCAGGAGCAUCACUUGAACCUGGGAGGCGAAGGUGGCAGUGAGUUGAGAUCACGCUGCUGCACUCCAGCCUGGGUGACAGAGCGAGACUCCAUCUGAAAAAAAAAAAAAAAAAAAAAAUACCUCAUGGAGAUGAACCAUAAUAAUUGCUUAAAGUUCCAUUUAAUUAUGUUAACUCUAAAUAAUCUAGCAAAAACAUAGAUGUAUUUAAAAAUAAAUCAUGGAUAAUGAUUUUUUAACCUGACACUGUUAAUUUUAAUGUUUAUUGUAUUUUUGUCGUUUUAUGUCUUUUUACCAGGACAGAUAAGUAAUUUCCUUUUAAACAAAAGUGAAUAUUUUAGGAAUAUUUCCUACUUGAGGUUUAUUUUUCUAGGAAUUCAGCAUAUGCAGUAUUAUGAGGUGCCAGUCUCAGUGUGUAUCAAAUAAUUGGAAGGGUGUUUGCAAUAGUAUUUAUAGAUAUGUGAACCUAGUUAAACUACCUCAGGCAGAAAUCUACUCUGUUACCCUGCAGUUAGAUUGGUUUAAUAUAUUUUGGCAGUCAUUCAAUCCCAGCUGUUUUUCAUCUCAGGCAGUAUGAAGGAGUAGUUGAGAAUUGGGAUGGCUCAGAUUAAAUUGGGGUUUUAGAGAAGGCAGAUGUUGUUUGAGAGGAUGGCAGAUAUGACACAGAUGUUUUUUAAUCCACUAAGCAAAUUUGCAUUAAUAAUGGUGUUAAGGGAGUAGUUAAUUUAUUAUGAAGCUAUUCAUAUAGUUAAAAAUUUUUUUGAGCUUACUAAGAAUUGGUAUUACUUUUUACCUUAAUGUUAAGUUUGUAUUUUCUUCUUUUUUUUUAAGUUCUGGGAUACACGUGCUGAACGUGCAGGUUUGUUAGAUAGAUAUACAUGUGCCAUGGUACAUACACCUGUCAACCCGUCAUCUAGGUUUUAAGCCCUGCAUGUAUUAGGUAUUUGUCCUAAUGCUCUCCCUCCCCUAGCCCCCUACCCACCGACAGUCCCCAAUAUGUGAUGUUCCUCUCCCUGUGUCCAUGUAUUCUCAUUGUUCAACUCUCACUUAUGAGUGAGAACAUGUGGUGUUUGGUUUUCUGUUCCUGUGUUAGUUUGCUGAGAAUGAUGGUUUCCAGCUUCAUCCAUGUCCCUACAAAGGACAUAAACUCUUUUUUUGAGAGACGGAGUCUGGCUCUGUUGCCCAGGCUGGAGCGCAGUGGCGCGAUACUGGCUCACAGCAACCUCUGCCUCUGCCUCCCAGGUUCAAGCAAUUCUCCUGCCUCAGCCUACCAAGUAGCUGGGACUACAGGUGUGCACCACCAUGCCUAGCUAAUGUUUGUAUUUUUAGUAGAGAUGGGGUUUCACCAUUUUGGCCAGGUUGGUUUCAAUCUCCUGACCUGGUGAUCUGCCCGCUUCGGCCUCCCAAAGUGCUGGGAUUAUAGGCAUGAGCCACCGCGCCUGGAGGUGCAUGUGUCUUUAUAGUAGAAUGAUUUAUAAUCCUUUGGGUAUGUACCCAGUAAUGGGAUUGCUGGGUCAAAUGGCAGUUCUGGUUCUGGAUCCUUGUGGAAUCGCCACACUGUCUUCCACAAUGGUUGAACGAAUUUACACUCCCACCAACAGUGUAAAAGCAUUCGUAUUUCUCCACAGCCUCACCUGCAUCUAUUGUUUCCUGACUUUUUAAUGAUCACCAUUCUAACUGGUGUGAGAUGGUAUCUCAUUGUGGUUUUGAUUUGCGUUUCUCUAAUGACAAGUGAUGUUGAGCUUUUUUUCAUAAGUUUGUUGGCUGCGUAAAUGUCUUCUUUUGAGAAGUGUCUGUUCAUAUCCUUCACUCACUUUUUGAUGGGGUUGUUUUUUUCUUGUAAAUUUAAGUUCCUUGUAGAUUCUGGAUAUUAGCCCUUUGUCAGAUGGAUAGAUUGCAAAAAUUUUCUCCCAUUCUGUAGGUUGCCUGUUCACUGUGAUGAUAGUUUCUUUUGCUGUGCAGAAGCUCUUUAGUUUAAUUAGAUCCCAUUUGUCGAUUUUGGCUUUUGUUGCGAUUGCUUUUUGGUGGCUUCGUCAUGAAGUCUUUGCCCGUGCCGAUGUCCUGAAUGGUAUUGCCUAGGUUUCCUUCUAGAGUUUUUAUGGUUUUAGGUUUUCCAUUUAAGUUAUUAGUCCAUCUUGAGUUAAUUUUUGUAUAAGGUGUAAGGAAGGGAUCCAGUUUCUGUUUUCUGCAUGUGGCUAGCCAGUUUUCUCAGCACCGUUUAUUAAAUAGGGAAUCCUUUCUCCGUUGCUUGUUUUUGUCAGGUUUGUCGAAGAUCAGAUAGUUGUAGAUGUGUGGUAUUAUAUGUGAGGUCUCUGUUCUGUUCCAUUGGUCUAUGUCUCUGUUUUGGUACCAUUACCAUGGAGUUUUGGUUACUGUAGCCUUCUUGUAUAGUUUGAAGUCAGGUAGCAUGAUGCCUCCAGCUUUGUUCUUUUUGCUUAGGAUUGCCUUGGCUAUCUGGGCUGUUUUUUGGUUCUACAUGAAAUUUAAAGUAUUUUUUUUUCUAAUUCUGUGAAGAAAGUCAGUGGUAGCUUGAUGGGAAUAGCAUUGAAUCUAUAAAUUACCUUGGGCAGUAUGGCCAUUUUCAUGAUUGAUUCUUCCAACCCAUGAGCAUGGAAUGUUCUUCCAUUUGUUUGUAUCCUCUCUUAUUUCCCUGAGCAGUGGUUUGUAGUUCUCCUUGAAGAGGUCCUUCGCAUCCCUUGUAAGUUGGAUUCCUAAGCAUUUUAUUCUUUUUGUAGCAAUUGUGAAUAGGAGUUGACUCAUGAUUUGGCUGUUUGUCUGUUAAGGGUGUAUAGGAAUGCUUGUGAUUUUUGCACAUUGAUUUUGUAUCCUGAGACUUUGCUGAAGUUGCUUAUCAGCUUAAGGAGUUUUUGGGCGGAGACAAUGGGGUUUUCUAAAUACACAAUCAUGUCAUCUGCAGACAGAGACAAUUUGACUUCCUCUGUUCCUAUUUGAAUACCCUUUCUUUCUUUCUCUUGCCUGAUUCCCUGGCCAGUGCUUCCAAUACUGUGUUGAAUAUGAAUGGUGAGAGAGGGCAUCCUUAUGCCAGUUUUUAAAGGGAAUGCGUCCAUUAAGCUUGUAUUUUCAAUGAGAUCUAUAAAUGUAAUCACAUAUGUACAAAGUUCUUUAUCUAAAUUAACAUGUUUUUAUUAUUGAUGUCCUUUUUCUUAAAAUGUAAAUUCAUUAUAAUUUAAUCUCAGCUAUGUUAAGUGGAGACCAGCAUAGGUAAUUUUUUUUUUUUUUUGAAAUGCAGUCUUGCUGUGAUGCCCAGGCUAGAGUGCAAUGGCGUGAUCUUGGGUCCCUGCAACCUCCCCCACCCAGGUUCAAGCAAUUCUCCUGCCUCAGCCCUCCGAGCAGCUGGGAUUACAGGUGCCCACUACCACACCUGGCUUAUUUAUUUAUUUAUUGAGUUGGAAUCUCGCUCUGUCGCCCAAGCUGGAGUGCAGUGGCUCAAUCUCAGCUCACUGCAACCUCCACUUUCCAAGUUCUCACCAUUCUCCUGCCUCAGCCUCCCGAGUAGCUGGGACCACAGGCGCAAUGCCACCACUCCUGGCUAAUUUUUUGUAUUUUUAGUAGAGACGGGGUUUCACCAUGUCAGCCAGGAUGGUCUCCAUCUCGUGAUCUGCCUGCCUUGGCCUCCCAAAGUAAUUUUUGUAGUAUUAGUAGAGAUGGGGUUUCACCCUAUUGGCCAGGCUGCUCUUGAACUCCUGACCUGAAGUGAUACCCCUGCCUUAGCCUCCCAGAGUGCUGAGAUUACAAGCGUGAGCCACUGCACCUGGCCUAGCAUAGGUAAUUUUUAAAAAAAGAAAAUGAAGAAAUUACAAAAGUAGUAUAUGUUCCUUAAAGCAUUCUAAUAUUACAAAAUGAACACAAAGUGAAAAGUGAAAAUUAUUGUUGUAUAAAUGGAUUUAUUCAGUACCUUUAACAAUUUAGUAUGAUCUUUUGAGGUUUUCUUUUUGUUUUUAAAGAGAUAGGAUCUUGCUCUGUCACCCAGGCUUGAGUGUAGUAUCAUCAUUGCUUGCUAUAACCUUGAACUCCUGGGCUCAAGUGAUUUCUCCCGUCUCAUGUUCUACAGCAGCUAGGACUACAGUUGUGCACAACUACAUCUGGCUCAUUUAAAACAAAUCUUUGUAGAAAUGGGGUCUCACUCUGUUGCCUAGUCUGGUCUCAAUCCCCUGGACUCAAGCGAUCUUCUUGCCUUGGCCUCCCAAAGCACUAGGAUUCUAGGCGCCAGCCACUGUGCUUGGCAAGAUUUUUUCCUAUGCACUUAAAAGUAGUUAUAAAAAUUUUAAUUUAAAUACCAAGUGUCUGCUGGGUAACAGGUUUGGCUUUGCUUAGCUCUAGACUGGAAUUCUGUUCUUUGUGUCUUCUCAUUCUGGGACCGAGGCUCAAGGAGCAGCCUCUGUCAGGGCUAUGACAGAGUGUAGGAGAGAGAGAGAUGGAGAGCAAUUGUAAAUUUCUGCUCAAUUGUGGCACAUUAUCACAUCUUCUCAUAUUUUGUCUCAGAGCAUGUCACAUGCUCAAGCCUAAAGUCAUCAAGGCAAGGGACAUGGACUCUUCCCAUAGGAUGCACAGUCAAAUCACAUGACAGGAAUAUAUAAUGUUAUUACAUUCAAGGAAUAACCCUAACACAUCAAGUUAAAGUAAGCUGCUUUUGAUCCUCCUUUUGAAAAGGAUGUCAGUUUAGUUGUUACAUAUCAAGUACCAGAGGCUUGAGUUUUUUUUUUCCCAGUGAAGAUACUGCAUUCAUUGAAAUCAAAACCACACUGAGUUAUCAUUUCAUGUUCACUAGGAUGACUGCAGUCAAAAAGAUGGAAAAUUACAAGUGCUGGUGAGGAUGUGGAACAAUUGGAAGCUUCAUACACUACUGGUGGGAAAGUAAAAUGGUGCAGUCACUUUGGGAAAGUUUGGCAGUUCUUCAAAUGGUUAAACGUAGAGUUACUAUAUGGCCUUGCAAUUCCCCUUACAGGCAUAUGCCCAAGAUAAUUGAAAAUACAUGUUCAGGGCUACCCUCUUUGGUCCCCUCCCUUUGUAUGGGAGCUCUGUUUUCACUCUAUUAAAUCUUAGAACUGCACUCUUCUGGUCCAUGUUUGUUAUGGCUCGAGCUGAGCUUUUGCUCACCGUCCAUCCCUGUUGUUAGCCGCUGUCGCAGACCUGCCGCUGACUUCCAUCCCUCCAGAUCUGGCAGGGUGUCUGCUGUUUUCCUGAUCCAGCAAGGCGCCCAUUGCCGCUCCCGAUCGGGCUAAAGGCUUGCCAUUGUUCCUGCACGGCUAAGAGCCUGGGUUCGUCCUAAUCGAGCUGAACACUAGUCACUGGGUUCCACGGUUCUCUUCCGUGACCCAUGGCUUCUAAUAGAGCUAUAACACUCACCGCAUGGCCCAAGAUUCCAUUCCUUGGAAUCCGUGAGGCCAAGAACCCCAGGUCAGAGACCACCAGGCUUGCCACCAUCUUGGAAGUGGCCCGCCACCAUCUUGGGAGCUCUGGGAGUAAGGACCCCCAGUAACAUUUGGUGACUACGAAGGGACCUCCAAAGCAGUGAGAAACGUUCCCCCCAAGGCAGAAACGCCCCUAAGAUGUAUUCUGGAGAAUUGGGACCAAUUGGACUCUCAGACGCUAAGAAAAAAACGGCUUAUAUUCUUCUGCAGUACCACCUGGCUGCGAUACCCUCUUCAAGGGGGAGAAACCUGGCCUCCUGAGGGAAGUAUAAAUUAUAACACCAGCUUACAGCUAGACCUCUUUUGUAGAAAAGAAGGCAUAUGGAGUGAAGUGCCAUAUGUACAAACUUUCUUUUCAUUAAGAGACAACUCGCAAUUAUGUAAAAAGUGUGAUUUAUGCCCUACAGGAAGCCCUCAGAGUCCACUCCCUACCCCAGCGUCCCCCCGACUCCUUCCCCAACUAAUAAGGACCCCCUUUCAACCCAAACUGUCCAAAAGGAGAUAGACAAAGGGGUAAACGCCGAACCAGAGUGCCAAUUUUCCCCGAUUAUGCCCACUCCAAGCAGUGGGAGGAGGAGAAUUGGGCCCAGCCAGAGUGCGUAUACCUUUUUCUCUCUCAGACUUAAAGCAAAUUAAAAUAGACCUAGGUAAAUUCUUAGAUAACCCUGAUGGCUAUAUUGAUGUUUUACAAGGGUUAGGACAAUCCUUUGAUCUGACGUGGAGAGAUACAAUGUUAUUGCUAAUCAGAUACUAACCCCAAAUGAGAGAAGUGCCACCAUAACUGCAGCCUGAGAGUUUGCCGAUCUCUGGUAUCUCAGUCAGGUCAAUGAUAGGAUGACAACAGAAGAAAGAGAAAAAUUCCCCACAGGCCAGCAGGCAGUUCCCAGUGUAGACCCUCACUGGGACACAGAAUCAGGACAUGGAGUUUGGUGCCGCAGACAUUUGCUAACUUGCGUGCUAGAAGGACUUAGAGCCACUGUCUGUUGGACUUACUUCACCCAUACCGGUAUGUCUGAUGGGGGUGGAGUUCAAGAUCAGGCAAGAGAAAAACACAUAAACGAAGUAAUCUCCCAACUGACCUGGGUACAUAGCACGCCUAGCCCCUACAAAGUACUAGAUCUCUCAAAACUACAUGAAACCCUCCGUACUCAUACUUGCCUCGUAAGCCUAUUUAAUACCAACCUCACUGGGCUUCAUGAGGUCUUGGCCGAAAACCCUACUAACCGUUGGAUGUGCCUCCCCCUGCACCUCAGGCCAUACAUUUCAAUCCCUGUACCUGAACAAUGGAACAACUUCAGCACAGAAAUAAACACCACUUCCGUUUUAGUAGGACCCCUUGUUUCCAAUCUGGAAAUAACCCAUACCUCAAACCUCACCUGUGUAAAAUUUAGCAAUACGAUAGACACAACCAACUCCCAAUGCAUCAAGUGGGUAACUCCCCCCACACGAAUAGUCUGCCUACCCUCAGGAAUAUUUUUUGUCUGUGGUACAUCAGCCUAUCGUUUGAAUGGCUCUUCAGAAUCUAUGUGCUUCCUCUCAUUCUUAGUGCCCCCUAUGACCAUCUACACUGAACAAGAUUUAUACAAUUAUGUCGUCCCUAAGCCCCGCAAUAAAAGAGUACCCAUUCUUCCUUUUGUUGUCGGAGUAGGAGUGCUAGGUAGACUAGGUACUGGCAUGGGCGGUAUCACAACCUCUACUCAGUUCUAUUACAAACUAUCUCAAGAACUAAAUGGUGACAUGGAAUGGGUCACCGACUCCCUGGUCACCUUGCAAGAUCAACUUAACUCCCUAGCAGCAGUAGUCCUUCAAAAUCAAAGAGCUUUAGACUUGCUAACCACCGAAAGAGGGGGAACCUGUUUAUUUUUAGGGGAAGAAUGCUGUUAUGUUAAUCAAUCCGGAAUCAUCACCAAGAAAGUUAAAGAAAUUCGAGAUCAAAUACAACGUGGAGCAGAGGAGCUUCAAAACACUGGACCCUGGGGCCUCCUCAGCCAAUGGAUGCCCUGGAUUCUCCCCUUCUUAGGACCUCUAGCAGCUAUAAUAUUGUUACUCCUCUUUGGACCCUGUAUCUUUAACCUCCUUGUUAAGUUUGUCUCUUCCAGAAUUGAAGCUGUAAAGCUACAAAUAGUUCUUCAAAUGGAGCCCCAGAUGCAGUCCAUGACUUAGAUCUACCACGGACCCCUGGACCAGCCUGCUAGCCCAUGCUCCGAUGUCGAUGAUAUCAAAGUCACCCCUCCUGAGGAAAUCUCAACUGCACAACCGCUACUAUGCCCCAAUUCAGCGGGAAGCAGUUAGAACGGUCAUCAGCCAACCUCCCCAAUAGCACUUGGGUUUUCCUGUUGUGAGUGGGGACUGAGAGACAGGACUAGCUGGAUUUCCUAGGCCAACUAAGAAUCCCUAAGCCUAGCUGGGAAGGUGACCGCAUCCACCUUUAAGCAUGGGGCUUGCAACUUAGCUCACACCUGACCAAUCAGGUAGUAAACAGAGCUCACUAAAAUGCUAAUUAGGCAAAAACAGGAGGAAAAGAAAUAGCCAAUCAUCUAUUGCCUGAGAGCACAGUGGGAAGGACAAUGAUUGGGAUAUAAACCCAGGCAUUCGAGCCGGCAAUAGCUACCCUCUUUGGAUCCCCUCCCUUUGUAUGGGAGCUCUGUUUUCACUCUAUGAAAUCUUGCAACUGCAAAAACAAAACAAAACAAAACACACACAAAAUAUAUAUAUAAUGUUUACACUAAAGCUGGCAAAUGAAUGUUCGUCGCAUUAUUCAUAAUAGCCAAAAAGUGGAAACAACCCAAGUGUCCAUUAACUGAUGAAUGGAUAAAUAAGUGGUAUAUCCGUAUAAAGGAAUAUUAUUCAGCCAAAAAGAUAAAUGAAGUAUGUGCUAUAACAAGGAAAAAAAUACAAUACACUACGAAAUAAGCCACGCACAAGAUGGCACCUAUUGGUAUGUUUUCAUUUGUAUGACAAGUCUAGAACAGGUAAAUGUCUAGAGAGAGAAAGUAGAUUAGUGGCUGACAGGGGUUGAAUGAAGGGGGGAUGGAGAAUGAUUACUAGUGGAGAUUUUUUUUUUUUUUUUUUGAGACAGAGUCUCACUCUGUCACCCAGGCUGGAGUGCAGUGGUGUGAUCUUGACUCACUGCAACCUUUGCCUCCCGGGUUCAAGUGAUUCUCCUGCGUUAGCCUCCCGAAUAGCUGGGAUCACAGGCACAAACUACCACGCUCGACUAAUUUUUCUAUUUUUGAUAGAGACAGGGGUUCACCAUAUUGGCCAGGCCACUGCGCCCGGCCGUGGGGAUUAUUUUUAGGGUGAUGAACUGGGCAUGGUGGCUCAUGUCUGUGAUCCCAACGCUUUGGGAGGCCGAGGUGGGCAGAUCACAUGAGGUCAGGAGUUCGACAGCAGCCUGGCCAACACGGUGAAACCCUAUCUCUACUGAAAAUACAAAAAUUAGCCAGGUAUGGUGGCACACACCUGUAGUCCCAGCUACUCAGGAGGUUGAGGAAGGAGAAUUGCUUGAACCCAGGGGGCUGGAGGAUACAGUGAGCCAAGAUCAUGCCACUGCACUCCAGCCUGGGAAACAGAGUGAGACUCUGCCUAAAAAAAAAAAAAAAAAAAGAAAAAAAAAGAUGUUUAGGGUGAUGUGAUGAAAAUGUUCUGAAAGUAGAUAGUGGUGAUCAAUGUAUAACUUUGUGAAUAUAUUAAAAACCACCGAAUCAUACACUUUUAAAGGGUGAACUUUAUUGUGUGUGAAUUAUAUCUCAAAGCUGUCAUAAAGAUACUGCAUGCAAACCGCUGAACUGUACACUUUUAAGAGUGAACUUUAUUGUGUGUGAGUUAUAUCUCAAAGCUGUCAUUAAAAUAUGAUACUGCAUCCAAACUAGCAGCUGCAGUUAAGGCAGUCCAGUGUUUUUUUGCUCUUGUGGUAGUCUACAAUCCAUCUGUUUUUUAAAUUGUCAUAAAAUAUACUUAAAGUUUACCAUUUUAAAGUAUACAGUUCAGUAACAGUAAGUACUUUCACACUGUUGUACAAUUAUCAUCACUAUCCAUCUCCAGACUUUUUCUAUCUGGUUUUUGCAGGGAGCAGAGGGAAUUGAAUGGGGAUAUAGAGACCCCCAUCCCUAGAUCUUCAAAUCUUUGAAGGUUGCAUUAAUGUCUACAAUCCUUCCCUCUCCUCUCCUCCCCUCUACUCCCCUCCCCUCCCCUCCCCUUCUCUCUGUGUCUCUCUCUCUCUCCUUUUCUUUCUUUCUCUCUCUUCCUCUCUUUUUCUCUCUCUCUUUCUUUUUCUCUUUUUCUUUCUUCUCUGUUCCCCAGGUUGGAGUGCAGUGGCACGAUCACAGCUCACUGCAGAUUUGACCUCAGACUCAAUUGAUCCACCAGUCUCAGCCUCCCAAGUAACUGGGAUUACAAGCACGUGCCACCAUGUCCAGCUAGUUUUUAAAAAUUUUUUGUAGAGAUGGGGUCUCACUAUGUUGCCCAGGCUGGUUUGAAACUCCUGGGCUCAAGCAAUCCUCCUGCCUCAGCCUCCCAAAGUGCUGGGAUUAUAGGUAUGAGCCACCGUGCCUGGCCUAUGAAUUGCUUCUAAUUUACUAUCUUAGCCAGGUAACGCAGAUUCAGGGGCUUUCAGUUAGCCCUUUCUACCAUAAAGACUUACAACACAGGUCAGUGUGAGGUCUCUCACAUGCUAACUACUGAGUUUAUAUCUGUCCCACUUAAAGACUGGGAGAAAAAAAAUCCUGCAAAGUGGGUCCUGUUAGAUUAGUUUGGUCCAAAGCUGCAUUCAUCCUUUAACCUCCAUGAACUCCCACUCUUAACUGAAAGGUCAUAGUGGCAUUUUCUAGUCUGUUUGUACCAGUGUCAACUUAGGGCCUGUAUCCAGUGGCCAUCAAAGUCUGAGUAUUUUUCUUUUCCCAGUGCACAUUUGUCUGGUUAAUGGCUUUGGGUCUCUUGAGAAAAGGAGCAAGAGAAUGGUUGUUGCAUAUUUUUGUGGCAUUGAAGAGUCCUUCCCCAGGGGUAGAUAGAGCUAUUUAAAUCAUUGGGCUCUAAGUCUAUGAAGUCUAUGAAAUGACUUAGAUCAGUAAACUUGUGAGGGACCAUGAUUUCCAUUGUAGAGACUGACAUCAGCCUUCUAUCCACUAGUUCUUGAUUUCCUACCCAUCCCGCCCUCGCCCCCUGCGUUUUUGAAAAAUAUAUGUAAGUCAAGAAACACCCCCUGCAUUUUUUUUUUGAGACAGAGUUUUGCUCUUAUUGCCCAGACUGGGGUGCAAUGGCGCAUUCUCAGCUCACCUCAACCUCCACCUCCCUGGUUCAAGCGAUUCUCCUGCCUCAGCCUCCUGAGUAGCUGGGAUUACAGGCAUGCACCACCACGCCUGGCUAAUUUUGUAUUUUUAGUAGAGACGGGAGUUUCUCCAUGUGGUCAGGCUGGUCUUGAACUCCCGACUUCAGGUGAUCUGCCUGCCUCGGCCUCCCAAAGUGCUGGAAUUACAGGCGUGAGUCACUACCCCCGGCCAAGAAACACCCCUUUUGUCUUUCCUUUCAGAAUACCAUAUCUCUUAGCCAUCACCACAGGUCUCUCUGGGUCGACACCCUGGUUGCACUCCCGACUUGCUUCCCAUGACAGUGUAUGUAUACUUAUAUAUACACACACGCAAGCAUAUUAUAAUUUUCAUGAAUCCUCUGAGAGUAAGUCAUAAACAGGAUGCCCUUUUAUUCCUGAAUAUUUCAUUCCUAAAUAGAAAGAUACUCUCUUUCAUAAUCACAAUAUAAUGAUCAAGAAAUUAGGAUUGGCUGAGCGUGGUGGCUCACGCCUGUAAUCCCAGCACUUUGGGAGGCUGAGGCAGGCAGAUCAUGAGGUCAGGAGAUGGAGACCAUCCUGGCUAACAUGGUGAAACCCCGUCUCUACUAAAAAUACAAAAAAAUUAGCCGAGUGUGGUGGCAGGCGC